Trachymyrmex septentrionalis is the source of this 1964-nucleotide messenger RNA. It is a transcript of the gene beta3GalTII, whose product is annotated as beta-1,3-galactosyltransferase 6. Gene Ontology annotation, biological process: glycosaminoglycan biosynthetic process. Gene Ontology annotation, molecular function: UDP-galactosyltransferase activity. The record is from RefSeq and is a predicted model, not a curated record. Gene Ontology annotation, cellular component: membrane. The transcript is spliced from 4 exons. The coding region runs from base 592 to 1587 and encodes 331 amino acids. NCBI's taxonomy places the organism in Eukaryota, Metazoa, Arthropoda, Insecta, Hymenoptera, Formicidae.
GCUCGGAGUUGCGUCGAUCAGCUGAUUUGCAGAAUACAGCUGAUCAUUGACAUUUUGUAAUUGUUGCGAGUCGAGAAUUUAUAUUAUGGAUUUCGGAAUUGUCUCGUCAAUGUCAAACGAGACAGCCAGUACUUGAUAAUCACGGUAGUGACGUUUCUCACGAAAAUAUUAUCGAGGGCUGAAAGUUACAAUGCAAACGGAGACGAAGCGCGAGAAGCAUAAUUAAAGUCGGCAGACUCAGUCUUCUUUUGAUAUUCAUUUUAUAUUUUUUAAUUACAUCUACAUAUUUAUGUAAUUUAUAUCGCAAUUCCGAGAUCGAAGGUGUUCCAGUUACAAGCGCUGGCCGUGCGAAUUUGUGAAGAGUCUGUCAAGGUAAUUGUAUCAGAAGCGUGAAGAAUUCAUCAAGUGCGGAUGUUAAAAUCUCUGAAAAUUUCUGACGAAACUAACCAGAUUAAUAGGUUGGAGAUUUGAGAAAGAAUCAGAAAGCAAAUUGUCACUAGCCGUGCUAUCUCCGAGUGAGAGAGGUCUGGUUGUGCGAAUUUAUGAGAAAUUUGACAGACGUGCUCUCGUAGUUUCUUCCCAAACUGACUCAUGACAUAUUUACGACUCGAUCUCAUGCCUAAACUCCAGUGGCGGAGGUUCCUCGCCCGGGCAAACGUUCUCGCGUUCCUGUUCGUGGUAGUCUUUGUCUUCCUGUGCGUGCGCUACCUGCCCGAGCGGGAAUGUCAAUCGGACCGACAGACUCCUGGGAGCAAGCUCAAGCACCGACUGAUUGCCCUGAUCCUAAGCAACCCGGACAACCUGGAGCGCCGUAACACCAUCAGGAAGACAUGGCUGGCCGAGCACGAUGCCACAGUGAAGCAUUUCUUUGUCAUCGGCACCCAGGACAUCCUACCCGAGCAGAGGAAUACUUUGCAAUCAGAGAAACAGAAGUUCGAUGAUUUGCUACUGUUGCCUAGGCUGCAGGAUUCUUACGGCACGCUGACGAAAAAGGUUCUCCACACUCUGAAAGCCGUUCACGAGCAUUACGACUUUGACUACCUGCUGAAAUGCGACGACGACUCGUACGUGCUGGUGCAUAGGAUCCUGAAAGAGCUCGACAAGUGGCAGAGCAAGGGCACUAAGCGAGAACUCUAUUGGGGCUUCUUCAAUGGACGAGCACAAGUGAAGAGGAACGGUCCCUGGAAGGAAACCGAUUGGAUCCUGUGUGAUUACUAUCUUCCUUAUGCCGUAGGUGGCGGAUACGUUCUGUCUUACAAUCUCGUCGAGUUCAUUGCUAAGAAUGCAGACAUCCUUAAAUUACACAAUUCCGAAGAUGUCUCCGUCGGUCUGUGGCUUGCACCGUUGGCGAACAUUGAGAGGAAGCACGACGUACGCUUCGAUACGGAAUACAGAUCACGUGGUUGUUCCAAUCAAUACAUAAUUACGCACAAACUUACGGUCCAGAAUAUGCUGAGUAUGCACGAUUAUUACCAGGCCUCCUUAGGCGCACUGUGUCCUAAAGAAUUUAGGAAUCGCAUGAGUUAUCAGUAUAAUUGGACCGUACCACCCAGUCAGUGCUGCAACAGACAAUCCGGUAUCCCUUAAUGCGACAGGGAGAUUUCUGCAACGUUCUAGUCGCAUUUUUUAAUACUUGCUCAGAAAACAUGUUUAUCUCACAUACAUUUGUAACAGCUUCUACAAUAUUUAUAAAUCUUUUAUUUAUGUUUUGACUUAUGUCUUCAUUAAGAUAUAUUGAUACCAAAUACUAUAAAAAUGUAGCCGUUUUUAAGAAUAAGCAAUUCAAACAGUAUUAUUGAAGAAAGUUGCGAAAAUUUAUAGCGAACAAACUUCGCGACAUUUCGUCGAAAGAACUUCAAAUUUGGAUUUUAUUCAUUACUCGAGCAUAAUUGUACGAUACAGCGCUAUUAAAUAAUUAAUUGAAAACGUUUGUAAAUAUAUUUUGUAAAUAUUUAGCAAUGAAA